Messenger RNA from Eutrema salsugineum, 747 nucleotides. RefSeq lists its product as uncharacterized. NCBI's taxonomy places the organism in Eukaryota, Viridiplantae, Streptophyta, Magnoliopsida, Brassicales, Brassicaceae. The transcript has a single exon. Bases 1 to 747 code for a protein of 248 amino acids. The record is from RefSeq and is a predicted model, not a curated record.
AUGAUUGGAAGCAUUGAUUGUAUGCACUGGGAGUGGAAAAAUUGUCCUACGUCUUGGAAAGGACAGUAUUCACGUGGACAUGCAAAACCGACUAUCUUUUUAGAGGCGGUGGCUUCAAAAGAUCUUUGGAUUUGGCACGCAUAUUUUGGAGCACCAGGUACUUGUAACGAUCUAAAUGUUCUCGACCGAUCACCCGUCUUUGAUGAUAUAUUACAUGGUAAAGCUACACCAGUCAGUUACGUGGUCAAUGGACACCAAUACCGUAUGCCUUACUAUCUGAUAGAUGGUAUAUAUCCGAAAUGGACGACUUUCAUCCAGUCAAUUUCUAACCCACAAGGUUCUGAAGAAUCAUUAUUUGCUACUUAUCAAGAAGCAGUUAGAAAAGAUGUCGAGCGUGCGUUUGGAGUGUUGCAAGCUCGAUUUGCAAUUGUCAGAAACCCAGCUAUGUGCAUGGAUAAAUCAAAAAUAGGCAAGAUAAUGAGAGCAUCUAUCAUAUUGCAUAAUAUGAUAGUAGAAAACGAACAAGACCAAUGCACUCAAUUUGAGUUAUAUGCUUUCAUGGAAAGAGAAGGAAGCGGAACUUCACAAAUGGACUACACGUUCUCUAUAGAUACACCUACAAACGUGAACAAUAUGAUGGCCAAUCGAGCUCUAAUACGUGAGAAAAGAGUGCAUGAACACUUGAAAGCUGAUUUGGUUCAACAUAUUUGGAAAAAAUGGCACAAAUCGAAACUAAAAACGACUUAA